AUGAUAACGACCAGUUUAAAACGAUCAAGAUCUUUAUUGAAUAAGGUGUUACCUAUCGAUAUUGAAGGUGAUAAACAUUCUUCUCCUUCAGUAGUAACGAGGAGUUCUCCAAUUCUAAAUCAUGAUUCAGAGUCUUUACACCUGAAUAAAAGCCCAGCUUCCAAAAAUUCAAAUAAAAAAACAUCUAAAUCACCAAGUAGGCAAGGAUCUAAUAAUAAAAAUACUAAGAAAACUAACGGGCAUAAAAAGCGUCGCAAUUCCAGUCAUCAGAAAGAAAGAACGGAAAAAUCGGAGCUUUCACAAUCAAAAAGAGGAUCAGAUAUACUCGAUCAAAGAAGUAAAUUAGAUUGGAUUUUAAUCGUGGCUAUAGGGUCUUUGAUUCUUCUCAUAUACAUUUUGAAUUGA
Candida albicans SC5314 is the source of this 405-nucleotide messenger RNA. RefSeq lists its product as uncharacterized. The coding region runs from base 1 to 405 and encodes 134 amino acids. The record is from RefSeq and is a predicted model, not a curated record. Lineage: Eukaryota; Fungi; Ascomycota; Pichiomycetes; Serinales; Debaryomycetaceae. The transcript has a single exon.